Linnemannia hyalina is the source of this 2955-nucleotide messenger RNA. The record is from the annotation of a GenBank genome assembly. NCBI's taxonomy places the organism in Eukaryota, Fungi, Mortierellomycota, Mortierellomycetes, Mortierellales, Mortierellaceae.
AUGUGGAAAGCAGCAGGAGGUCUCGGUUGUCGAGGUACCGUCGGUUGUGGGCAGGCGGCCUCACAAUCGCGCCUCGUCCUUUGGGCGUCUCACUCCAGGUCAAGAGGUCUUCAGGGCCAUCACCGCACCUUCCAGACCGGAACCCCAAGAGUCAUGAUGAACACCGGCGGCAAUGAUAGAGCAAACGGUCUUGUUGGAGGAAAGAUGUUGAGUGAAAAGAUCACGAUCGAUCCUCAGACCAAGCUGCGUAUGGAGAUCCGCAAGGAGGCUAUGAGCAACAAUGGCAAUGGAGCCAAAUCGUCCGGUAACAGCGGUAAUGGAGGCGACAAGUGGGCCCGCUCACCCGAUCACGCUGCCAGAUCUCAGGAUAGCCCCUAUCGCCGCGCUUAUGAGGAGGCCCAAAACCGAUCCUUCUCGUCUCGUUCCGGUUCCGGUGGAGGAAACAACAACGCUGGAAACAGGAGGCAGCAGCAGCAAGGUCAGGAUGGACGGAGAGCAGGACGGUACUACGAUGCCAACAACAACUCCAAGGGAUCAGCAGCACAGGGAUCAGCAGCACAGGGACAUCAGCAGCAGCAGAAACAGUCACGUCCUACCCCUCCUUCAUCGUUUGCUACAUCCUCAGGAUUUGGAUUCUCAGCACCUGCUCCUGCUGCCCGCCCUAAGGCACCAGCACCACCGUCCUCAUUCGCGACAUCGUCGGGCUUUGGAUUUGGAGCACCCAAGCCAAGCGCAGCACCGACCACUCGUCCUGCAGCACAACAGCCUGUUCCUAAAGGUACCCCUCAACCAACAGCACAGCCCAUCGCCAAGGUCGUGAUCAAGAAGGAGGCCCCCUCAGCACCUGCAACAACUACCGCAAACCCAACACCCGCUUCAGCACCAGCACUUACGCCGGCAUCAGCGCCAGUAGCCUCGACCUCUACACGAGCAGCGCCAGCAGCACAGACAUUCGUCAAGUCGACUCGCACUGCCAAGGAAAACGCCAAGAGACAGGUGGAGCAGCGAUCGAGACAGCGCAAGCAGAGACAGAAGCCCGCCAAGGACGUUUUUAUCCCUGGGGCGAUCAAUGUCUCCAAUUUGGCUGGACUCUUGGGAGCACGCAUGGGUCACUUUGAGAACACCAUGAAGGCCAUGGGCAUGGCGAUCACCCGUCACGAUCACAUUCUGACUGCCGAGGAGGCAUCGCUUUUGGCCCUGGAGUAUAAUGUUAACCCUGUUGUCGGAAGCACGGAGAGCCUUUUCGACUUGACCUCCCAGCCAGAGCCGGAGGACAUGUCGAUUUACCCAUUGCGCCCACCAGUUGUUACUAUCAUGGGACAUGUUGAUCACGGCAAGACGACCCUUUUGGACUCGCUGCGCAAGACUUCGGUCGCUGCAGGGGAGGCUGGCGGUAUCACCCAGCACAUUGGUGCCUUCUCUGUUGUUUUGCCAUCAAAGCAACGCAUCACGUUCUUGGAUACUCCUGGACACGCCGCCUUCUCGGCCAUGCGCGCCCGUGGAGCUCACACGACCGAUAUUGUCGUCCUUGUGGUGGCCGCUGAGGAUGGUGUCAUGCCCCAGACUGCAGAGGCGAUCAAGCAUGCUGAGGAUGCAGGUGUCCCUGUGAUUGUCGCCAUCAACAAGUGUGACAAGUAUGGCGCAGAGCCCGAAAAGGCAAAGCAGGCAUUGUUGAAGUACGGUAUCACUGUUGAAGAUUUGGGAGGUGAGACGCAGUGUAUCGAGGUCUCGGGAUUGACGGGCAAGAACUUGGACAAGCUGGAGGAAGCCAUUUUGACCCUGGCCGAGGUUCUGGAUCUGAGAGCCGAGGUCGAUAUGAAAGGAGAGGGACACAUCAUCGAGUCACAGAUCGAAAAGGGACGCGGAAACGUUGCCACGGUGUUGGUGAAGCGUGGAACACUCCGCGUCGGAGAUACCAUUGUUGCUGGAAACGCGUGGUGUAAGGUCAAGGCUCUAGUCAACGACACUGGCAAGAACGUCAAGGAGGCACCACCGGGUACACCUGUCAAGGUCAUGGGAUGGAAGGACUUGCCCAAGGCCGGAGAUGAGAUGCUCGGAGCCGAGUCGGAAGACCAGGCCAAGCAGGCGAUUUCGACUCGAGCCCUCAAGAAGGAGCGUCAAGAGCAAUUGAAGACCUUGGUGGCGAUCAACGAGAAGCGUCGUAUCACCGCCGAGGAGGAGGAUGAGGAGAAGAUGGCCGUCCGAGAACACAAGCGCAAGGCUUGGCUCUUCCAUCAGGGCAUGCUGGACGUCUAUCCUGACGCUCCUCAGGUCAAGAGGCUGCUCUCUGUGGCCGCCAUGGCCGCCAAGGAGGAAGAGGAGAGCGAUAUCAAGCACCUGCGGAUGGUGGUGAAGGGCGAUGUGAGUGGAACAGUCGAAGCCGUAUGCGAUGCAGUCUCGGGAUUGCCUGCUAACCAGGUCAAGGUCAGCGUGAUUCAGUCUGGAGUUGGCAACAUUGCCGAGAGCGAUAUCCAAUUUGCGUCAUCCUGCAAUGCCAUGGUGCUGGGCUUCAAUGUGAAGGCUGACAAGAAGCUGAUGCAGACGGCUCGACAGAUGGGAGUGACUCUCAAGUCGUAUAACGUCAUCUACAAGCUUCUGGACGAUGUCAAGAUCGAGAUGGCACAAUUGCUGCCCAAGGACAUUGAGAUUCAGGUGGCGGGAGAGGCCAAGGUUGCUCAGAUUUUCCCGAUCAAGAUGAAGGGCGGAGCGGUGCAGAAUGUGGCUGGUUGUCGUAUUACCAAUGGAGGAGUGAGCCGGAAGGAAGAUGUCCGGAUUGUUCGCAAUGGCGAAGUUGUCUGGGAGGGACGACUCUCGACGCUGAAGAGGAUCAAAGAAGAUAUCCAGGAGGCCAAAAAGGGAACGGAGUGUGGUAUGGAGUUUGAAGGGUUCCAGGACUUUAAGGAAGGCGAUAUGAUCCAGAGCAUCAAGAAGAUCGAAGUCCUCCGCAAGUUGUAA